GACGACACGGCGCGGCCCCAGACCGUGGCGUCGACGGAGCCGCGCCUCGCGCGCUACCGCGCGCUCAUCGCCGCCGUCUUUGCGCUCACGGGCGUGCCGUUCGUUUUGAACACGUCGUUCAACACGAAGCCGGCCGAACCCGUCGCGGAGAGCCCCCGCGGCGCCGUGUCGAGCUUCCUCGCGGCGAACGCGCGCGCCGCGGCGUCGCCGACGCGGCGCCUCGACCUCCUCCUCGCGACGCCCGGGAAGCUGCGGCGCGCGCGGCGCUGCCCCGUCGACGAGGCCGCGGGGUCGUUCCCGGGCGCGGCCGCGUCGUUCCCCGCGCGCAAGCACGCGCGCUACGCGCUGACGACGACCGUCGAGCGCGGCGACGACGGCGAGCCCCGGGAAACAUCGACGCUCCGCGUCCUCGACCUCGACGAGCCCCUCGAGGACGCGGCGCGGACGAGGCGCGGCGACGUCGAACUCCUCGACGCGCUCGACGCGGCCAUCUACGAGCGCUGCGACGGCGAGCUGUCGGCGGCCGAGCUCGCCGCGGACCUCGUCGCGGACCUCGACGAGGACGAGAGCGACCCCGUCUCCGAGGCGGACGUGUACCUCCGCCUCGCGCGCCUCUGGCGGCUCACGCUC
Messenger RNA from Aureococcus anophagefferens, 630 nucleotides. RefSeq lists its product as hypothetical. Lineage: Eukaryota; Pelagophyceae; Pelagomonadales; Pelagomonadaceae. The record is from RefSeq and is a predicted model, not a curated record. The transcript has a single exon. The annotation marks the transcript as partial.